Nezara viridula (southern green stink bug) is the source of this 1308-nucleotide messenger RNA. The record is from the annotation of a GenBank genome assembly. Lineage: Eukaryota; Metazoa; Arthropoda; Insecta; Hemiptera; Pentatomidae.
AUGCGUUCCCCUACUGUUGAGUGUGAACAUGAAGGACAGGCUGAAGUACUCGAUGAUUCAUCUUUAUUGAACAACGCGCAGCGCAACGGCCAUAAUGCAAAACUUGCUUGGAUUUUGCCUAAGUUUUCCAUUUCGGAUGGAUAUGCAACAAACCGGGGUAAACAGCCCAUUACCUUCCACCAGCUGGUCAAAAUAUCCCCACCACCUUCUCCCACUCUCGCCCUUUCCUUUGUUCUCUACGACAGUGGCGCUAGCAAACUCGGGCAAAUUCCCAUAAAACUGAGGCAAAAUGCGGGAAUUUGCCUCGAUUUGCCUGUAGUGUGGGCCCAGGGCGAUGGAUUUAGAGAAGGUUUCGAAGCUGGAAGAGAAAAAAAUUUCCAAACUGGGUUUGACUUGGGUUAUAAACUUGGAUUUCAGCUUUGUCAUGACAUGGCCUUACAAGCUACUAAAAAGCAGAUAAAUGAAAAAGCAGUCGCUGCAUAUAAACCACCUGCUGAUAACUGUGUUAUUUGUUCAAUGAAUAAUGAAGAUAAAAUGAUGCAGCUACCUCUGGAAGACAUAGUAGAGAAACAAAGACUUUCAUUUGUUCACUCUUGAUCAAUACUUCUUCACAAAACUUAUAAAUGGAGAAGAUAAUUAUUUUUACAUAAGAUCUGUUGCAUAGUUAAGACCACAAUUAAAGCCAUGACAUUAUAAAUGACAGAAGUUUGCUACUUCACAUUUAUAGAUGUCCGGUUGUUCAAUAUGAAUGAUUGUAUCUGUUUCUCCAUUUUUUUUUUAUUUUUUUGUAAAGUUUCAAUCUCAAAGUACUCAUAAUACAAAAUUAAGUUACGAAAUUUCUUGGUACUGGUACUGGUAGUGGUGAAGAGUAGGGAGUUGAUCACCAAAUUAAAGUAUACAAUCAUACAUUGGUCAUCUUCAGUACACACAUUUCCUAGGAAGUGGCCAUUGUACAGAAGCUGGUCGUGUAUAUUUACUGGUACUUAGUAUCAAGUAAAAUCUACUCCUGUCCAGAUUUGAAACUGUAGGAGCACAGUUAACUACACAAACGUUACUGCAGCUGCUCUUCCCCCAUGGAACGGCCCUCCCGAGUCAGUUGUGUCAGAAGGUACAGAGGAUAGAACAGGAGCCUGCUCCUUUUAAACAAGAUGAAGUGAAUUCAGGGUUUCCACUUUGGUGAAAAAUUUCCCAUUUUAGAGAAGAUGGAAGAUAAAAACAAUUUUUAUCAAUGAAAGUCUAAUCUAAGUCACAGUUUAAUCUAUUUUUUAAAUAAUAUAAAUAAAACAGUACUAAUACAAUUAUUAACAG